Messenger RNA from Engraulis encrasicolus (European anchovy), 3845 nucleotides. RefSeq names its product WASH complex subunit 5 (gene washc5). The coding region runs from base 152 to 3631 and encodes 1159 amino acids. Gene Ontology annotation, biological process: endosome fission; actin filament polymerization; regulation of actin nucleation. Lineage: Eukaryota; Metazoa; Chordata; Actinopteri; Clupeiformes; Engraulidae. Gene Ontology annotation, cellular component: WASH complex; endosome. The transcript is spliced from 29 exons. The record is from RefSeq and is a predicted model, not a curated record.
CUGAUCGCUUUGGUCAUGUGAUUGUAAACAGGAAUUGAAAAGAAUCAGAAGCUGACAUUCACUUGGUCUUGCCAAGAGAGAGCUUCUGGUGAGCGUCGCCCCAUGUCUCGAAGACCCCGGACGGUGUCGGGCUGAAUACAAUUCGGGAGUCAUGGUGGACUUUUUGGCAGAGAACAACUUGUGCGGCCAGGCGAUCCUCCGGAUUGUGUCCAGGGGAAAUGCCAUAAUCGCAGAGCUGCUCCGCCUCUCCGAGUUCAUACCAGUGGUCUUCAGGCUAAAGGACAAAAUCGACCAACAGAAAUAUGGGGACAUCAUAUGUGACUUCAGCUAUUUCAAAGGACCAGAGUACUAUGAGGGAAAACUGGAAGCAAAACCAGAACUUCAGGAUUUGGAUGAAGAGUUUAGAGAGAACAACAUUGAAAUCUUAUCCCGGUUUUACCUGGCAUUUGAAAGUGUCCACAAGUAUGUGGUGGACCUGAUAAGGUUCCUGGAUGACCUGAAUGAAGGUGUGUACAUUCAGCAGACGCUAGAGACCGUCCUCCUGAACGAAGAUGGAAAACAGCUUUUGUGUGAAGCCUUGUAUCUGUAUGGGGUGAUGCUCCUGGCUAUCGAUCAGAGGAUUGAGGGAGAGGUCAGAGAGAGGAUGCUGGUGUCCUACUACCGCUACAGUGCGGCCCGCUCCUCAGCGGACUCCAACCUGGACGACAUCUGCAAGCUGCUGCGCAGCACGGGCUACUCCAGCCAGCCGGGGGCCAAGCGGCCGGCAGGCUACCCCGAGAGCUACUUCCAGAGGGUGCCCAUCAGCCCCACCUUCGUCAGCAUGGUCAUCGGCAGGCUGCGCUCCGACGACAUCUACAACCAGGUGUCUGCGUACCCUCUCCCGGAGCACCGCAGCACAGCCCUGGCCAACCAGGCGGCCAUGCUUUAUGUCUGCCUCUACUUCACCCCCAGCAUCCUGCACACACAGCAGGCCAAGAUGAGGGAGAUCGUAGACAAGUACUUUCCAGACAACUGGGUCAUUAGCAUAUAUAUGGGAAUCACUGUGAACCUGAUCGAGGCAUGGGAGCCCUACAAAGCUGCCAAGACUGCCCUCAACUACACCCUGGACGGGGCCAACAUAAGAGAACAGGCUAGCCGCUACGCUGCUGGGGUGGACUCUCUGAGACCUCAGGUGCAGCAGCUGCUGAAGGAAGGCUUCCUGCGAGAGGAGAUCGUCCUGGACAACAUCCCCAAGCUGCUCAACUGCCUGAGGGACUGCAAUGUCGCCAUCCGCUGGCUGAUGCUCCACACUGCGGAUUCAGCUUAUGAUCCUAAUAACAAGAGGCUACGGCAGCUGAAAGAGCAGGUCAUCAGUGACUCCAAAUACAGCUCCAAAAUGCUCUUCCAGCUCCUGCUGGACACUGCCCAAUUCGAGUUCAUUCUCAAAGAGAUGUUCAAGCAGAUGCUGACAGAGAAGCAGCUGAAGUGGGAGAGCUAUAAGCGGGAGGGCUCCGAGAGGAUGACCGAGCUGGCUGAGGUCUUCUCCGGGGUCAAGCCCCUCACCAGGGUGGAGAAGAAUGAAAACCUCCAGGCCUGGUUCAGAGAGAUCUCUAAGCAGAUUGAGUCUCUGAACUAUGAUGACUCCACAGGGGCUGGGAGGAAGACAGUCCAGCUCAUUCAGGCUCUUGUGGAGGUGCAGGAGUUCCACCAGCUGGAGUCCAACCUGCAGGUGUGCCAGUUCCUGGCCGACACGCGCAAGUUCCUCCACCAGAUGAUCCGUACCAUCAACAUCAAGGAGGAGGUGCUCAUCACCAUGCAGAUCGUGGGGGACCUCUCCUACGCAUGGCAACUCAUAGACAGCUUCACGUCAAUCAUGCAGGAGAGCAUUAGAGCGAGCCCAGCAAUGGUGACCAAACUCCGGGCCACUUUCCUCAAGCUGGCCUCAGCCCUGGACCUGCCACUGCUGCGCAUCAACCAGGCCAACAGUCCAGACUUGCUCAGCGUGUCCCAGUUCUACUCCGGAGAGCUAGUGGCCUACGUCAGGAAGGUACUGCAGAUCAUUCCAGAAAGUAUGUUCACAUCGCUAGCAAAAAUCAUCAAGCUGCAGAUCCAUGACAUCAUGGAGGUGCCCACACGUCUGGAUAAGGACAAGCUGAAGGACUAUGCCCAGCUUGGGGCUCGCUAUGAGGUUGCCAAACUCACCCAUGCCAUAUCCAUAUUCACCGAGGGGAUCUUAAUGAUGAAGACCACGCUCGUUGGCAUCAUCAAGGUCGACCCUAAGCAGCUUCUGGAAGAUGGUAUCAGGAAGGAGCUGGUGAGGCGGGUGGCUUAUUCGCUGCACAAAGGCCUUAUCUUCAACCCCAAAGCCAAGCCCAGUGAGCUGAUGCCCAAGCUGAAGGAGAUGGCGGCCACCAUGGACGGCUUCUACCGCUCCUUCGAGUACAUCCAGGACUACGUCAGCAUCUACGGCCUGAAGAUCUGGCAGGAGGAGGUCUCGCGCAUCAUCAACUACAACGUGGAGCAGGAGUGCAACAGCUUCCUCAGGACAAAGAUCCAAGAUUGGCAGAGUGUGUACCAGUCAACACACAUCCCUAUUCCCAAGCAUCCACCUCUGGAUGAGUCUGCUACCUUCAUCGGACGCCUGUGCAGGGAGAUCCUCCGUAUAACAGACCCCAAAGUGACCUGUUACAUUGACCAGAUGAACACCUGGUAUGACAUGAAAACCCACCAGGAGGUGACCAACAACAGGCUGUUCUCUGAGAUUCAAGACACCCUGGGGACGUUUGGCCUCAACGGCCUCGAUCGACUCCUCUGCUUUAUGAUUGUGAAGGAGCUACAGAACUUCCUGACAGUGUUUCAGAAGACCAUCCUGAAAGACAAGGUGGUGGUGGAUGUGUUUAAAGCCCUGCUGGGAGCCGUCAACCCAGUGAAGGGUAUUGUGGUCAACGCAAGCAAGGUGUAUGCCAAUGCCGCAGCGAAGACUCAGAAGAUUUGGCCGGCAUAUCUGGAGUCCAUAAUGAAGGUGGGUCAGAUGCAGAUUCUGAGGCAGCAGAUUGCCAACGAGCUGAACUACUCCUGCAAGUUUGACUCCAAGCAUCUCGCAGCCGCCCUGGAAAACCUCAACAAGGCUCUGUUGUCGGACAUUGAAGCCCAUUACCAAGACCCUUCACUGCCUUACCCCAAGGAGGAAAACACACUUCUCUACGAGAUCACUGCUUACCUGGAGGCUGCUGGAAUUCACAAUCCUCUCAACAAAAUCUACAUCACAACAAAGCGCUUGCCAUACUUUCCUCUUGUCAACUUCCUCUUCCUCAUCGCUCAGCUGCCCAAGCUGCAGUACACCAAAAACCAAGGGAUGACGUGCAGGAAGGCUGCAGACCCCGUGGACUGGCCGCCCCUGGUGCUGGGGCUCCUCACCCUCCACAAGCAGUUCCACUCCAGAUACACAGAGCAGUUCCUGGCCCUCAUCGGCCAGUUCAUCCGCUCCAUCAUGGAGCAGUGUACUAGCCAGAAGAUUCCUGACAUGCCUUCAGAUGUAGUGGGCGCCCUUAUGUUUCUGGAAGACUAUGUGCGCUACACAAAGCUCCCUCGCAAGGUGGCUGAAGCACAUGUUCCAAGCUUCAUAUUUGAUGAAUUUCGGACUGUGAUGUGAUUUCUUCAUACAUAAGCCUUCAUGCCAGCAGAAUUUGUCAUUUCAUUCAACGAUAAAAAUCUUGUCUUCACAUUUGCCUUUAUGAUGUCUUAAAGCACUAAUGAAACCAUGUAUUGUUAGAUCUUUUUAACAAAUUUCAUUUCCAUUGGGAAUAAUGUGUUGUCAUUAAAUGAUAAAUGCCAACUAUUUUAAAUAAACCACGUUGUAAAUGUUA